This is a messenger RNA of Echinococcus granulosus, 876 nucleotides long. RefSeq names its product Neuropeptide Y receptor. Lineage: Eukaryota; Metazoa; Platyhelminthes; Cestoda; Cyclophyllidea; Taeniidae. The record is from RefSeq and is a predicted model, not a curated record. The transcript has a single exon. Gene Ontology annotation, cellular component: membrane. Gene Ontology annotation, biological process: G protein-coupled receptor signaling pathway. Bases 1 to 876 code for a protein of 291 amino acids. Gene Ontology annotation, molecular function: G protein-coupled receptor activity.
AUGGCCACUCCAAUGCUAGCUUUUUCAACAGUCUCUACGGGUCCCAUUUUUACCAAGACCACAAAGCCGCGUAAGGUUUGCGUCGAAGCGUCACUGCGCAAUCCUCAACUUCAGCGUUUCAAGUAUGCCUAUGGUAUUUUUACUCUCAUCUGUCAGUGUGUGGUUCCAUUUGCCAUCCUUGUGGCUGUCUACAUUCGAAUCUGCACACGUAUUCGCAGACUAUCCAUUGUACGCUCUAAAAAUAUCCAACAAACGCUCACACCCAACAAUAAUCCCCCCGUUUUAAUUACUGAUACCCCCGUGGAAAGCGCCACAACGCAAUCGCAUCCCCCAAGAAGUUGCUUAGAUGUGCAAGGACUUCCAAGGCAAUCAGUAGACAUCAACGCGGUCUCUAUGCUAUUGCAGAAGACAAACGAAGAGAAGCGAAGAGGUAGGGCCAAAAAGAUUUUGAAGAUGCAACAAUCGCAUCAAAAUCGGCAAGGAGAACGUCGACAGUUCCGGCUAAAGCGUAAACGACGUGCCAAUAUCCUGUUGACUUGUGUCUCAUUAGUCUUCGCAAUCUCCUGGCUGCCCCUGCAUGCGGUAAACAUAUUUAUGGAUUACAAAGAACACACAGCAGCCAGUCUUACAGCAUCAGACCGCAGUAAUAAUGACGGGGCUAAAGAGGUGGAAAAAGCCUUUAUGGGAGCACGUCAUGUCACUCUCAUUCAGUCUGCCUGUCUCCUAUGUGUACUCUUCUCGUGUUGUGUCAAUCCCUUCCUCUAUGGCUACCUGAAUGAGAACUAUCGGAAAGAGUUUGCAGAAAUCCUAACUUGCCGCUGUUGUGGAUGCCUGCGACCUUCGGCACGUAGAGGAAGUUGCCCUAGAAGGUACUAA